CUGAAACCACACACACACACACACACACACACACACACACACACACACACACACACACACACACACACACUCUCUCUCUCUCCCAUUUUCCCAUUUUGCACACGCACUUGGCACAUUCCCCAGCAGUCUCUCCAACACAUUCCCCCACUAUGUCUCUCCAGGCCAUCUGCUCCAACAUACUUUGAAACAAGGAGGGGAAAAAACACAGUCAUCAUCAGCCUGUCAGACAGCAGCUGGUGGAAAGAGGGGAAAGAGGUUGGACGAAUGCCAGAGGAUGUAUGAUGUUUUCAGACUACAGUUACCAGAAUCGUCUCUUCUCACUGUGGCCUGAUGCACUACAGUCAUAAAACCAGGCACAGACCCAACUCAUCUGUUGUAUUGUGUUGCUCAAAUAAAGAUAGAGGCUAAGAUCUAUUUCUUUCGAAGACAAUAAUAUGCACUACAAUAAAAAGAUGGAAAAGGGAAAAGAACCAUAUUGUGUAACCCAAAUGUAAUGCAGAUUAGCCAGAAAAUAUGACUAAUACUGUAUUUUGCUUCUAUUAUACCCGUACCAUAUACCUAGAAUGACUGGCGUCUAGUGAUGAUGAUGAUUAUGUUGACAGGGGUGAUGGUCAUGAUGAUUAUAGUAGGGGUGAUGGUGAUAAUGAUGUUAGGACGAUCAAAAUGACAACUAUUGUUAUGACUGUUUUUAAAAAUGAAUUUUUUUCUUCUAAUUGAGAAGGAUGGAGAGCAUGUCAGACAUAGACCCUUCUGACAUAAUCUCCAACCUGAGUUAUAAUACCUAAUUGUUUUCCCCAAAAUAAAUUUGGAGUUGACAAUGUUUACAUCAACUAUACUUUUUGUACUCUCAUCUCUCUUGACUCACUGAAUGUGACAGUGAUUGUAUAUAUGUAUACUAUGUAUUACUUUUAUAACCAUUAGUAUUUUCAUUCAUUAACUGUGAACCAUGCUAAUUUUAGUCUGUUUAUGGGUCCCAAACAUCCUGAGAUAUCAGUGUGUAAAAUAACGCAUAUCAAGUAUAUUAGUAUGGCCAUACUAAUUUCUAAAGCAAACAUUUGAAAUAUUAAAAAAAGAGCCACAGCUAAGCACCAAGCAUGUCAGGGGCUGGAGGCAGUGUUAUAGUGACCAACGAUCAAUGGCAGAAACACAGAACUGCCAUUUUUAAACAGCCGAGCGAGUAGUAGUAGUAGUUGUGUUUAGUGUUAGUGUUUUGAAAACUGGUAAAUAUGGACGUCAAAUCCAAGCAGCAGGGGUAUGAGGAUUAGAUCCAAUGUUUUCUGGCACUGCAGUCUUCAACUGAAAUUCAGUCGAAGUUAGAGGGAGCCUCUCGGACCAAGCCAGUGUUCGAAAUGAUCCAGUGGGAGAUGGCUGGGUAUGAGCGGAGCCUUGACCAACUUUCUAGUCCAAAAAGGACUAGAUGGACCAGAAAAGGGGGCUGGGACACAGCAGUGGUUGGCCAAAACAAUCCCCAUUAUGACCUGCUGCAUUCAGUGAUUCCAACUGAGGCUCUGAACUCUGCACAGCCAUGCGGGAGUUGAUGCAUGACGAGUCCGCCGUGUAGACCACUGAUCCUGAUCCUGGUAAGUUUUAACCUUCCUAUGAAUACGUUAGCUACAAUAGUCCCACAUCAAUUGAUGUGGGACUAUUGUAGCAUCAAUCAGUUGAUGUGGGACUAUUGAACGUUACACCAGCUAACGUGAUACGGGCACUGGCUAUUGUAAGCUAACAAGUCAUGAAACAACUCCUACUGAAACCUGAGAAAAGCAGCCGCAAUAUUUCAUUACACGACCUGUAUUCACAACUUCCCACAUUGUUACACAAUGACCUAUUCAAUCAUAUUACUGACCUAUAUGGUAAUCAUUGAAAUUUCCCUUGAAGAACCCAUUAAACUCUUUGCUAACACAUUCUAAUUUAUGUGUAGAUUAUGUUUUGCAUCAUUAAUACAAGUCUAAAAAAUCCAUCCUGCAGUUCAUCCAUGUCAGCCUCCUCCUCUCAACAGACCAAAUCAAGUACUAUGCAGACAUCAGCAUGAUCAGUAAACUUUCGGCCCAUACUAAAAUCACAAAAUACAACAUUUACUUUAAGUUAACUGGACAAGCUCUGGUAGACAAGCUCUGCGCUUUUCAAAGAUUCUUAAACACAUCAGCAGCAUAUGUUGUUUUUUUAACUGUCACACCAAGCUCGAUAGAUAAAUUGCACUACUGCAGCAGAUUGAAGUGUGCUUACAUGACGUGGGUACAUACAGUACUCACAAAAAAUUACUCAACUUUCAGGUGAAACUUAUGAAAAAUGUCAUAAGUUCUCAUCCACAUCACAACAAAUAUCUUCUCUUGCGAUUCAGCAUGGAAAGGAUCUUUUAGAGUGUCUUAUCCAGCCUCUCCAGGCAUCUGCUGUGACGUCAUCACACGCUGCAUCUAUGGCAGCAAGAAGGGUCAUCUGUGUGGCUGGAGAUCAUAUAAUUUCCAUCUCCAUCCUGAGAAAAAUUCCUGUUGGGUUAAGGAAUGGGGAGCAGGGUGAGAGGAACUCCAUCAGCAUCCUGUUGUGGGUCGCAAACAUCAUCAGGCAAUGGCCAACAUCAUCAGGCAAUGGCCUGAUGAUGUUGGAGCGAUGGAAACUGACAUUGUCCCAAACUAUCAUGAACACUCUUGUUCAGCGAUGAGAUCCCUGUAGAGAGUGACUAUAAAGGUGACAAGACAAUCUGUAUUGUAUGGUUCAAUAAUGGGAAUAUGCGGUAGCACACCAUUCUCAGAGAUAGCAGCACCCAUGUUUAUGUUCCCACCUCGUUGGCUUGGCACAUCAACUGCAGCUCAGUGGCUGAUGAUAUUUCGACCUCGCCUUCUGCGUUUCAUUAGGUUCAAGCCAGCCUCAUCUGUGUAGAUGAAGUUGUGCGUUCAUUUGCUUCCAGUUCCAUUAUAUGCUAUAUCCAGAAGGCACAAAAUGAGUUUUAUGAAUUACAUGCAUUUUCAUUUUGGACAAGAUACAGUUAUAUCAAAUGUAUACAGCACAUAUUGCAUCUUCUUUUCUACAGCCAUAGCAAAUGUGUAAAGUUCACACUUACUGUAUAAUGUUGUAGUGUUUACUGUGAGGUACAGUUACUGCAUGCUCAUACAUGUUUUAUCUUUACAUACUGGUAGCAGAGCUCCUUCACUCUUUCAUCAUUUCUUUCAAAUGGAACUCUAUACAACUGCUUCAUAUUGAUUUGUUGUCUUUUCAGCACCCUGUCAAUGGUUGAGAUGCUGACUGUUUGGAUGUUUUCAAAGAUGUUGUUGUCGUCUAUAAUGGCACUCUUUAUCUCCCUGAGUCUUAUGGCAUUGUUUUGUACAACCAUGGUGCAAAUAGCCUCCUCCUGUUCAGGUAUGAAAAAGGACCCUCUGCCACCCCUGUGAAGCUGUCUUGCAGUCCUAUGUGAAAAAAAUACAGCAAUGCAAAACACAAAAUUGAAUAAGAUAAAAUGUCACUGGGACUUCCUAGUCACGCUCAUCUGGUAUGGACGCAUUGUAAAGAGCUCUGCAGAGUCGGUGAUUAAAGUACCUCCGGGAGAUAACAAAGGAUUUCAAAUAGGUUGUAUUUUACAUCGUACAGGAGGGAAAUGUAUAAAACACGCAAGACUGAGAAGAAAACUUUGAAGGCAAGUGAGAACGCCGAAGAAACUGAAUAUGCUAGCGACGAGGAGGCUAACAAUGGGGAGGCUAAUGCUAACCUAGCCCUUCAGCAUGGUAGAUUGCUAGAAAGCAUUUCGUCGCUAACCAAGGAGAUACUGGAUUUUAAACGAGACAUCAAGCAAGAUCUGGGUGAAUUCAAAGAAGAUGUAACGAAGAAAAUACAAGAUGACUUGAAAGAGUUUAAAGACGAGAUGCUACAGAAACUUGAGAAACAGAAUGCUAACAUUGACGAGGCUCAGACACGCAUAGCAGACCUCGAAGCUGCAUGUAUUGGAAUGAAAGAUACCCUCCUCUCAACAAUCAAACAGAACAUGGAAAUGCGCAAUAAGCUUGUGGACUUGGAAGGACGUGGACGUAGGAAUAAUCUGAGAAUCUACGGGGUCCCAGAAGGUAAAGAGGGCAAAUCUGUACAAGAUUUUGUGUCAGAGUUGCUAAAAACACAUAUCAAGCUACCGGAAGGGGUUCAACUUCAAAUACAGCGAGCACACAGAGCACUCAUCUCUAAACCAGCUGCAACUGCCACUCCGAGAUCUAUUAUAGUAAACUUUUUACAGUUUCAAGUGAAAGAAAUGGUGCUUAGGAUGGCAUGGCAAACCAAGAUUGAGCUCGAUGGCAAACGUCUGUAUUUUGAUAAUGACUACACCUCCGAAACGAUGGAAAAACGCAAGGCAUAUGGGCCAAUUAAAACCGCAUUGAAAGAAAGAGGUGUCAGGUUUCAGACGCCUUAUACGAGGAUGAAAAUAUUCUGGGACAAUGGACUACGGAUCUACGACACAGCGGACGAAGCGGCGCAGGAUUUGACCAGGAGAGGAUUCAAGCUGACAUGGACAAAGAGAACGGACCAAAGGGGAUCGAUGGAGGACAGACUGGCGGAACUGAUGCCGUGGACGCGUGUUGGAGCGGAGGACCGCGUGGGACUCCGAGCGCGCGGGAGGCUCACUGAGUUUCGACGUACCCCAGUGUGAAACAAACAAAGAUAAGCACACUAAACAUAUUUUACACUAAAGACAAUGUAAUGAGUAAGCCACAACUCGAAAGUAAUCUUUUCUAUGUUAAAAUAGCCUAUGGUAAAAUGAAUAGUUUAAGAAUAGAUAUUCUAUUAACAACUGGAUAAUAAAAGAAAACCGACUAGAGACUCACUAAUUGUUGGACAUGUCUAAUAAGGAAGAAUCACCACUGGUUUGGGACUUCCCUUAUUUCAGAGAGGGCCCCCAUGGCAACAUGGUACAUUACCCUUUACCCACCAACAGGGACCCACAGGAAUGUUUACAAUCCUGUCUUUUGGAAGUUCCAUUGUUCUGUGUUUACUCUUUGUUAAUUUGUUUGUUUGUGUUCGGGACACAGGGAGUGAGACAGCAAAUGUUACCUUGAUUAUUUAAAUGAUGGAAAAUAUAAAAAUACUGUCGUUGAAUGUGAACGGGCUUAACAAUCCUAUAAAACGAAAGAAAGUAAUGUCUGUAAUGAAAAAGGAAAAAGCACAAAUUGUUUAUUUACAAGAAACCCAUUUAUCGAAAGAAGAAAAUGAAAAGUUAAAAGGAUUUGGCUACACUAAACUUUACUAUAGUACAUAUCGACAUACGCACAAACGGGGUGUAACGAUUCUUAUACAUAACACUGUUAAAUUUGAAUGUCACCAAGAAAUUAACGACAAAGAGGGGAGAUAUGUCAUUGUAAAAGGUGUACUAGAAAAUGAAAAAGUAACUAUGGUCAAUGUUUACGCUCCACCUAAUAGUAGCAAUCUUUUUUUUAGAAUGCUUACUAACAAAAUUAUAUCUGAAAUAGAAGGAAUAUUGAUUUGGGGUGGGGAUCUUAAUAUUCUGAUGAACCAUAAUCUUGACACCACAAACAAAAAAAAAAACCACAAGAAUCCAAUCUCUAAAAAAAUUAAAUUCACACUUGAAGAAUUUGGAAUUGUAGAUGUCUGGCGGGAACUAAACCCAAAUAAAAAGACUACACCCACUACUCUGCACCAAAUAAAAGUUACUCACGUAUUGACUAUUUUUUUCUAAAUAAAUUGGAUUUAUAUAGAGUGAAGGAAUGCAAAAUUGAAGAAACAACUUUAUCAGAUCACUCCUUGUUGACAUUGUCAUUAAAAUUUAAUACAAGAACACGUAACACAUUAUGGAGACUUAAUGUAGGAAUCUUGAAUAACAAAAUGAUUAAGGAGGAAAUUAAAAUGGAUAUUAAAAGGUACUUAGAAGAAAAUGAUAAUGACGAAGUUAACCCGACCAUUUUGUGGGAUGCUUUAAAAGCCGUUACAAGGGGGAAACUCUUCUCCAAGACGGCAGCACUCAAAAAGACAAAAAUAGAAAAUUAUGAAAAAGAAAAAAUAAAGCUGAGAGAGCUGGAGAAUCAACAUAAAAAGACUUUAAAUCCAGACUUGCUGCCAAAACUUAAAGAGAUAAGAUCCAAUAUUGACAAAAUAAUUACAUCAGAUAUUGAGAAGAAAACCAAAUUUCUUAAGCAAUCCUAUUACGAAGUGGGCCCCAAAGCAGCUAGACUACUAGCAAGAAAGCUUAAAAAACAACAAACAGAAAGAACUAUUUAUAAACUAAAGAAGGACAAAAUAGAUGACUUUACAUAUGAACCCAAAGAAAUUGAAAAAAUAUUUAAAAAUUAUUAUGAAACGCUAUAUACUCAACCACCCAGUGCAGACAAAGAACAAAUUAAAACAUUCCUACAGUCAUUAGAUCUACCCUCUAUUGGAAAAAAACAAAAUGAUCUUUUAACAUCACCAAUAACAAAGAUUGAAAUAGAAAACGCAGUUGGUAGGCUCAAAACAAACAAAAUGCCCGGCAGUGACGGAUUACCAUCCGAAUGGUAUAAAUCAUUUGGUGCUGAACUUAUACCAUUGUUACAAUCAUCAUUCAACUAUACAUUAGAACAAACGGUUCUUCCUCCAUCGUGGAGCGAAGCAAUUAUAACAGUCAUUCCUAAAAAGAAGAAAAAUGAGACUUGUGCAGAUUUUAGACCCAUAUCGAUACUUAAUGUAGACUACAAAAUUUACACCUCUAUUCUCGCAAAACGAUAUGAACAAUUUGUUGGCGAUCUUAUAGAUGAAGACCAAACUGGAUUCAUCAAGGGUCGACAAACGAAGGACAAUAUUAGAAGGACUCUUCAUAUCAUAGAUUAUAUUACAAAGGAGAAAAUUAGUGCGGUACUAGUAGGCCUAGACGCAGAGAAGGCCUUUGACAGCGUUAACUGGGUUUUCUUGUAUGAAGUUCUAGAGAAAUUUGGUUUUAAUGCAAAAGCUGUUCAAUCUGUCAAAACACUCUACCAAUCACUCACAGCCCGAAUCAAAGUUAAUGGCAACUUAACAGACAAUAUACAAUUGAAACGUUCAACUCGCCAGGGAUGCAGCCUAUCCCCAACCCUUUUUGCAAUUUAUAUAGAACCUUUAGCUCAAUUUAUUAGACAAAAUCAAAAUAUCAGGGGUAUACAAAUUGGUAAUGACUCACACGUUGUCGGACUUUUUGCAGAUGAUGUAAUCUGUUAUUUGAAAGACCCAGAAAUAUCUUUUCCCACUCUAAUUCAAAAUUUGGAAAUGUAUGGUUUUUACUCUGGAUACAAAUUAAACUUGGCUAAAACACAAAUAUUAACAAUGAACUACUCUCCAUCAGAAUUUAUAAGGAAAAAAUAUAUAUUAAGUUGGAAUUCCAAGAAUAUGUCAUAUCUAGGAGUCACAUUAACCAAACAAAUUGAGAAACUUUAUGACGCCAAUAUCCCCAGGGUGGAUCAAGAAAUUAGGAAUGAUAUAGCAAGAUGGGACCUUCUCACUCUGGACUUGAGUUCCAGAAUAGAGGCUAUUAAAACAAAUGUUCUGCCACGUCUCCUUUACCUUUUUCAGGCACUUCCCAUAGAAAUCCCAGAAAAACAAUUCAGGCUAUGGGACAAACUUAUAUCACGAUUCAUUUGGAAUGGUAAAAAACCAAGAAUCAAAUUUGAAAAAUUACAAAUAGUAAAAGAUAAUGGAGGAAUGGCUCUGCCCAAUCUCAAAGAAUAUUACCAUUCAGCUCAGUUAACUCCCAUAAUGAAUUGGUGUGAUGAAAAUUAUGUUUCAAAAUGGAAAAAUAUUGAACAAAUUAUACAGGGAAGAAAAAUAUCCAGUAUUUUGGCAGAGACAGAACUAAUCAAGAACAUUCUCAAACAAGUAGACAAAGUGACUUGUUUCACACUGGAAAUGUGGCUAAGUAUACUACGAAAAUAUAACCUAAAAAAAGAACUUCCUUUACUUCAGUGGCCGGCUUAUGAUAAACACUUUAUCCCAGGUACUCAUGAUCAUACAUACAAACAGUUAAGUAAAGGCAUAACAGCCUGGUGUGUAUUGAUUAAGAAUGGCAACUUUAAGAGUUUUCAAGAGUUAAAACAAGAAUUUGACUUAACUAAUCAAGAUCACUUCCGCUACUUACAAUUAAGGGAUUUCUACGACAAAAAAAUCAAAAACAAUGUGAAUCUUCUAAACAAUGAUAUUGUAAAAAUGAUAGUUGAAAUAUACCAUUCCAAAAGAUACAGACACUUAUCUUCUCUUUAUAAACAUUUAAUGAGGAGGAGAAGUUGUAAUACUUUAGACGUGAAGCAGAAAUGGGAGAAAGAAUUAAGUGUUGAUAUUUCAGAGGAGGAAUGGUUCAAUAUUUGGAGAAUUCAACAAUCAACCACUUCUUCUAGAAUUUGGAGGGAGCAUUGCUGGAAAAAUAUAAUACGAUAUUUCAUAACCCCUAAAAUUACAGCUAAAUAUGUAUCCAGAGUACAACCUUGUUGGAGAGAAUGUGGAGAGGUUAAUGUGCAUCAUGCACAUAUUUUUUGGUUAUGUCAUAAACUUACACCAUUUUGGAAUGAUGUCCAUUUAACAAUUGUUAAAAUAUUGGGAUAUUCAAUUCCCAAUACAUGCUUGGUAAUGUAUUUUGGUUCUAUUAUUAUUAACGAAGUAAAUAAAAAUGAUAGAUAUUUAUUAAAAAUACUUCUUGCGGCUUGCAAAAAGGCCAUUACUAAAAAAUGGUGCAAAUUGGAACCACCCACAAUCAAUGACUGGCUACAAAUUGUUUCUGGAAUAUUAGAGAUGGAAAUUUUGACUCACAGACUAAGAACUCAAGAAGAGCAAUGUCAAGACAAAUGGGAAAAAUGGACUGUUUUCACUUCAACGCUAGACUGAAAAAUUGAAAGGAAUAAGUUCAUGCAUCUAUUGUAUUCUGGUUUGAAAGAGCUGUGCCCGAUUUUUUUUUUUUUUUAAGAGUUGCGGGGUCACCCAUGUUUUGGAAGACUCUUUUCUGGACCAGGCUCAUCUCGGACUUUCCCGGUGCUUUUGCGGCUUCGGGAUUCUUCACAGGGAUGAUUUUGAGCCCGGGAUUGGCAACUUUUGGGGAGGAGGGCUGUGACUUCGGUGUGGAGAAUGCCAACUACAGUGAUAGUUUAUGACUUAUUGAAGAACUUUGAGGCCAAUAUUUUUUGACAGAUGUCUCUCUUUACUAUAUACUAAGGGCAAAACAAAUUUUAUUUCAGUAUCAGAAAUUAAGGGAGAUUGGCUAUAGCUCCUUCAAUUCAAUUUGCUUUUUUAUUUCAAAUUUUGAUCUGAUUAUGCUGUAUAUGUCUCAUUAUGUCCCUGGUGUCCCACAUGUUAGAUUGUUUUUUUCUUUCUUUGUAUAUGUAAAAGAUAACAAAAAUAAAGUGUUAAAAAAAAAAAAAAAAGAUAAAAUGUCACUGUAUAAAGUAUACUUACUGCAUAUUGUAAAAUGCAAGUGGAAUACUGUAAUAUUGUAUGAAGUAUUUCAGAAAGUAUACAGGGAAACUACACCUAUGAUCUCGUUACCAACGUGUUGGUUUGGGACCUAAGGAAGCUUAACCCCCUGAAGCUUCCUUAGUUGCAAGGCAGUCUUAGUAUGCAGGCAGGAGCCCCCAAACCUGAAGAGAUUCCCUCUCUCAACACUGAUCAAAAGAUACAUCAGCUGGCCAUAUCAAGCCUUAAAGUGAGUCACCUUGACAUGUAUGGAGAGAAGUACAAGCCAUUUUAAAGGGGCCAAAUAUGUGACGAAAGCAGGGAAAUUACAAGUUUGGACCUAAGUGACAACUAUCAGAGGCCAAUGGUUGGCAAUUGAAUUGAAUUGAAUUGGGUCUGCACGGUGGCUUGGCGGUUAGCACUUUUGCCUUGCAGCUAGAAGAUCCCCAGCCUUCCCGGAUCUUUCUGCAUGAAAUUUUCAUGUUCUCAAUGUGCAUGUGUGGGUUUUGUCCAUGUACUUCUCCCACAGUCUGAAAACAUGCUCAGGUGAAUUGGUAACUCUAAACUGUCCAUAGGUAUGAACACGAGUGUGACUGUCUGUAUAUGUAGCCCUGUGAUAGACUGAUGACCUGUCUAGGGUGUCCCCUGCUUUCGCCCCAAGUCAGCUGAGAUGGAUGGAUAAAUUUAAUUGAAAAGGGUGUUUCAUUCUUGAGCCUUAUGCUUGACUCUGGUGGCAUGACAAAAGUCAAGGUCAUGGCAUGCAAAGACGUCCACGUAGGUAUUGAGACUCUGUGUGACUGUCUUUCCAUUCCUCUGGCAGGGGUGAGUCACCAGAAUCAAAAUCAACCCAGUCUCAGUAGGCUUGCUGGGGGAUUGAGCAACUUGCAGCAACAGAGACUGCGUUAGGAGGGCUUUGAGUUUCAAAAACCUCUUCUGGUCCUCUCUUCUUUCUAUGCACAGUCUGCAGGUCAGCUCAGAAAGGCUUGCACUGAAGAUCAAAUUCCCUGACUGGUAAGGAGUUAAUCCUUUAGUGGCCAUGCAAUUUUAUGCUGGUUACACUUUACACUAUUAUAUAUCUUUGCUGUUCUUUGUUAGAAGGGGUUGGGUGAACCACCCCCUACUUUUAAAUUCUCCAAAAGUACUGUAAAAACUCUUGCGUGAUGGUUGCAGGGUGUUUGCCAAUAUUAGCAUGUUGCAAACUUCCUCUCCUGCCAAGGAGGUAGUUUACAACUGGGAAUACACUGUUAAUUCAGCAGUUUAGUUAACACAUUUGCUUUUAAAGAGCCCUCUAUACUGCCUUCACUCAUUCACAUUUUUAACCCCAUCUGCACAUUCCCACCUUAAUGUUUCAUGUUUGGCCACACUGUCCUUAUGGCUAGGACCACCCCAAACAUACUAGACGCCAUCUGAUGAGAUUUAUGGUGGUUUAAUCUGUUGUGGAGUAUUUUCUGACUUCCAAAUUCAUUGCAUAAAUGCUUUUCACA
Molecule: messenger RNA, 10856 nt
Organism: Amphiprion ocellaris (clown anemonefish)
Lineage: Eukaryota; Metazoa; Chordata; Actinopteri; Pomacentridae
Product: transcription factor ATOH8
Exons: 2
Coding region: 5818-8811 (997 amino acids)
Biological process (GO): retrotransposition
Cellular component (GO): ribonucleoprotein complex
Molecular function (GO): DNA-binding transcription factor activity; protein dimerization activity; single-stranded RNA binding
Source: RefSeq, a predicted model, not a curated record